Cuscuta epithymum is the source of this 1289-nucleotide messenger RNA. Lineage: Eukaryota; Viridiplantae; Streptophyta; Magnoliopsida; Solanales; Convolvulaceae. The record is from the annotation of a GenBank genome assembly.
GCGUUUCGUGCGAUAAACAGAGACAUCUAAGUAGUAGUAUCCUGGGCAUCCUCGGUCGAUAAGCAUGGCAGUGGAGUACGACCUGCUAUGGGACCUGGACAUAGAAGAAGACGGUGCUGAUCUUAAAAAUUCGUCUCUGGUGAGGAUGUAUUUGGACCGGACUACCUCCUAUAGCAAGACAUGGUGGUUGGAUAUGAAAGAAUCCGACUGGAACAAGCAACUUAUGUAUAGGAUUGAGGAGAAUGUUGACGUGAGCGGCAAAUGUGCGGAGAAUAUUGAGUUGGAGAAGAUCCUCAGGGGAGGAUCUGCAAAAGAAGAAGAAGAAGAACUGAUGACUUUAAUUGCGGAUAAAGUACUCUCCCCCCUUGAGCCCGUAGUCUCCCGAGACGGACUGAAGGACUUGGCAAGCGUAUUGGUAAAGGGAUGUCGUGAUCGGCUUAUUCUUCUCAUCAAUGACAACCCCAACUCAAACUCAAAGUUAUUCUCAAUUGGGGUUGCUGUAAGAAUACAACUCUCUGUAACAUUGCUACUAGGUGCCCCGACCCCGUAUCAAGAUUUCCUGUUGCAGCCGGAGGAGGAAGUUUUCGACCCGUCAUCUCCAAUGCCUCUGCCAAUUGUAGUGCCGGAUGGCUACGAUUUCUUCCAACUUGGCGUUGGUGCAAAAGAGGAUGAAGGAAAAACAUGUGCAAUUUGUUUUGGCAAGUACGAACCGCAGUGCCUCAUGAUUCGCCUCCAAUGUAUGGAUGAACUUUUCCCUAAUCCUAAGAAGCAUAUCCACAAGGAGAGCCACAAGGAGGCAAUAUUGCUGCCAUGUUACCACAUAUUUCAUGCAAAAUGCAUUGCAGGCUGGUUUAAGGUCCCAGGUUAUCAUAGCAAACAUCCUGAAACCGGUUAUAUUACUUGCCCUCUAUGCAGGUCAUGAGUUGACACGGGAGAUGAUAUGUUUGAUUAGUGUCAUGAGUUUUGGGUCAAGAUUAGAGUUGAUUUCAACCAGGAACCUGCAAGCUUAUACCCAAUAUGCUAUGACUAAUCCUCUGCCAAGAGAUAGAGUGAAAAUAGUAGGAACCCCCAGUGUAUAUAUCUGCUAGCCGAACAUCUGGGGUCUUCUCUUCCACCCUUUGGCAAAACAAAACACAGAGUUCUUGUUGCAUAUGGAAGAAACCUUCUCAUGAAUAUCAUCACAUUUACUCAACAGGAUCCAAACAGUAGAGGAAAACAGCAAUUCCAUAUUUUCAUGAGCCCAAACAUGGGUGUCAAUAAUUUACUAUAUUUUUAUGGUAGUUAUUCAU